UCUAAAAUAAGUGUUAAGAUAAACGUUGGUAUAAACAAAAGAGUGAUAUAACAUGAAAUGAUAUGAUAUGACGUUAUUCUGCGACCUUGGAAUUCUAUACAACUCUCCGUUGAAAACGUCCCAGGUUUACACGUUGAAACUGUAGUUUUCGAUAUUAGGUAAAUGUGUAAGUCUGAUCCUUGUCUUUGCUCUAUCUUUUUUUCGCAAAUAGCAAUGCGCUAUCUUUUUUUGCAAAAUAGACUCUGCAGAUGAUAAAAUUAAAUGGUACAAAAGUGUAUUUUGACGGUACCGGACCUUAUUUCACCAGUCUUGAACAAUAUUUAGCACGACUUACUGCGCAAGCGCGGACCAACAUCCGGGAUCAAGUUGUACAUGACACCGACGUAUGUAAUGUCAACGCGCAAUUAUACUCUUCAAUUGUGUUAUUUUAUUAACAUAUAUUUGCGUGUAUUUGAUGUUCUUUGAGCAAACAUUCGAAUCUGAUGUUUGUUUUGAAGACUGUGGAAUGGGUUAUAGCGUCCUCGUAAGAGGUGUUCCUACCGGCAUUAGCUUGCAUAAGUUUCAAAUUUGGCUGAAAAGCGAAGUGAAGUCUUUUGAAAGUUUGUCCAAAGCCUAUGAAAUUAAUGCACUUAACUUAUCGCUGACAAAUCAACAAGAGUCGAAUGAUAUAAUUCACAAAACUCUACAGUAUAGUUUCGGUGGAGUGGAACACAAUAUCACCUUUGAAAAAUCAACCCCCACAAUUCCGCCAAAACCCGACCCUUAUCUUUCUUCACCCAUUCCCACCCAAGACCUUGUAACAGAUCCACCCGGUCGCCCUAAUAUACAUUCGACAAAUAAAAGUCCGGAAUGCGACAAGUCGACCUAUACACAUACGUCAGCAAUGCAACCCGAAAAUGACGUUCCCAACACUGCGACAAACAGAAAUCUGGGAGAUUUCAAGCAUUAUCAGCGGAGGCCAGAUCUAAUUUAUUCGCAAGCGAACGAAGAUGUGGUCAUGAUAUUGAAUAAAUAUGAAGUUGAGGUUGUAAGAUUUUGGCAAACAUCCCAACAACUGCCAUGUAUUUGGGUAAAGUAUGAAGUCCAUGAUGUUUCUUCUGAUAAAAGAGUUCAAAAAAUCAACUUACCAAAAGAAAAUGUGGUGGGGUUCAUGCAGGAAUUUCAAUCUCUACAUAAUGAAGCGAACAAUAAAACUGUACAUCAAUUUUUGAAUGUCCCUGAAAGUUCAGAAAUUAUUAAGAGUCAAAUAAAAUCAUUGAAUAAUUCAUGCAGAACAGCUCACUGUGCUUUUUAUUACAAUGCACCAUGCUUGGUGGUUAUAAUGGGAACAGAUGAUUCUUUGUUGGAUCAUUGUCACAGACAACUACUCAAGUCAAGUCAACCAAUCACAAAAUCAAACUUCGGUCAACAUGUUGAUGUUCAGGUUCUGUCUACUGUCAAAGAUGAUGAAUCCAGCUCAGUGAAACAAGCAAAACAUGAACCACAAAAUCUGAGUGAUAAACCCAGGUCAUUAAAGUUGCAUGAAGUUUUGGGAAAAGAAUACACUGACACCAUUACCAUGAACAAAGAUGUAUAUACCAACAUAGAACUCUACAGGGCCAAAGAUAUUAAGGAGAUAUGUAAAAGGCACCAAAUCAAGAUCAAAACAAGGGUAGCUGAUCAAGAUAAUUUAUACAUUGACUUCAUCCUUUCUGGAAGCAGCGACAAAAUUUCUAAAGCUAUUAAAGAAUUUCAAAUGUUAGACCAAGAUGCAACGGUGCAAAUGAAGCCAGUUAAUAAAAGGACAAUUAGUGUUGUGGAAACUGACAAAACGGGUUUGGGAAUCAAAGAACAAGUUAUCAUGCUUUCAGAUGACAAAAAAACUUUAAGAGAAACUCAUAAUUACACUGAAGUUUACAAGUUUAUGACUAAAGUUGGCAUUAGUGUAUCAGUUGGUCAUGGCAACAUAGCACUUCAAGAUGUAGAUGCAAUUGUCAGCGAUUCAAACCCACAUAUUAUGAGGGCGGAGAUCGCUGGAGCUAUAUUUCAAAAAGGGGGUCCGGACUUCAUUCAACUUUGUCGAGAAGCUGUAAAACUUCGUUAUUUUCGACCAUUAACCGUUGGUGAAGUGAUUUCUGUCAAGGCAACUGGAGGUCUGCAGUGCAAAAGAGUUUUGCAUGUAGUUGUACCACAGUGGAAAACGUACUCAGACAAACAAGAAGCCUACAAAUUGCUUGAAGAUGGCUUAUUAUCAGUUUUAAAGGAAUCUGACCAAUGUCGAGCAACGACACUUGCUCUGCCUCUUGUAGCUACUGGAAUUUAUGGACCACUCAAUGUUUUUGUACAUGCAAUAAGCAAAGCAUUGGUAAUUUUCGAGACCACGUAUAAACCUAUACUCACUUCCAUCAGAAUUCUCUCAAGUAACCAUUCAAUUGUAAAUGAGUUGGCCUUCAUCUUUUCCUCUGCAGGGGGCAAACUGUAUUCUUUAUGUCUUGAUUCAUCUAGUCUUAGUAGGAAUAAACAGCCACUGGAAGUUGUGUACGGUCGUCGCAACAGCCACCAACACCACACUGUUCAGAGAUCAGAAUCUUGCAUCCAAAAGUUUAUUUUUAUUAGAAAUUAUCAUUUUUUUUAGUUAAAAUUGAUAAUUAUUUAUUUAUACAUGGUGAAUUCUCCAAUAACAUUGAUGAUAAAAGUGGUAACAUUUAUAUAUACUGUGUAGAAAUUACUAUUAAUUUGUUUAUAUAUUAUUACUCUUUGAUUUAUAUUACACUAUUAAAAAGUUUUAAAUUUACCUAUAUCUUCAAUCUAUGCAUUAUGUGCUUUAAAUUAAAAUAAUGUUCAGAAUUUUAGUCAUAGGUGACCAGAGAACUAGAAGUUAAAUAUAAGUUUUGUAUUUAUGUGGACCAUUGUGUGAUUAAUGAAGGAUGUUGGUAAUGCUAGGUAGUGUGGAAAAACUUUAAAACUACAGCAAAGCAGGGCUCUGAUAAAUUUGUUUAAAGGACUAUUUGCACAGAGGUGUUUUACAGCAGACACUGCUCACUCUAAUAAUAAUUUUUGAUAGAGAUUAUGACAGCUAUAUUUUUGAGAAAUGAAUAACAAUAAACAUUACAAGGUAUUUUACUUAUAAAAGAUCAAAUCAACAAUUAGGCAGUUACAAGAAAUCCAAGAAAAUGGACAUACCAUAUUUUUUAAA
Molecule: messenger RNA, 3175 nt
Organism: Ciona intestinalis (vase tunicate)
Lineage: Eukaryota; Metazoa; Chordata; Ascidiacea; Phlebobranchia; Cionidae
Source: RefSeq, a predicted model, not a curated record